Molecule: messenger RNA, 234 nt
Organism: Brassica napus (rape)
Lineage: Eukaryota; Viridiplantae; Streptophyta; Magnoliopsida; Brassicales; Brassicaceae
Product: iron-sulfur cluster assembly protein 1
Exons: 3
Biological process (GO): intracellular iron ion homeostasis; iron-sulfur cluster assembly
Cellular component (GO): cytoplasm; mitochondrial matrix
Molecular function (GO): ferrous iron binding; 2 iron, 2 sulfur cluster binding
Source: RefSeq, a predicted model, not a curated record
CAUCUCACCUGGGCCGUCGGCACGGGUCUCGUGGGGGCUCCCGCUUGCGGUGAUGUAAUGAAGCUGCAGAUCAAGGUCGAUGAGAAGACCGGUCAAAUCGUCGAUGCUCGCUUCAAGACCUUUGGUUGUGGCUCCGCCAUCGCCUCUUCAUCUGUCGCAACUGAAUGGGUGAAAGGCAAAGCUAUGGAGGAAGUCCUGACCAUCAAGAACACCGAAAUCGCGAAGCAUCUUUGA